AUGCCGCUGAACGUCAAUGCCAGUCAUUGGACAUGCCUCGCUGUGAACCAGCUUCAAAAAAUCAUUUACUGCUACGACAGUCUCGACAAACGCGCCUAUCAAAACUUGCUGGAAGAGUUGGCGCAAGAGCUCGUGGUCCGGAGCAUGACGGAGCCGUACGAGAUAAUAGCUGUGCACAACCCCAUCCAGAACGACGGUGACAACUGCGGUCUGUUCGUAUGCCUGUUUUUCUGGCGCCGCGUGUACAAGGAGGCACCCAGAGAUUAUUCGAAGACGGGUUGUCUACGCCAGCGGUGGGAUCUCCUUCGCAGUGUGGUGGACUUUAGUGACUCCAGCAAAAACGCAGAGUAA
Molecule: messenger RNA, 351 nt
Organism: Phytophthora infestans T30-4
Lineage: Eukaryota; Oomycota; Peronosporomycetes; Peronosporales; Peronosporaceae
Product: cysteine protease family C48, putative
Exons: 1
Coding region: 1-351 (116 amino acids)
Biological process (GO): proteolysis
Molecular function (GO): cysteine-type peptidase activity
Source: RefSeq, a predicted model, not a curated record